AUGAGUACAAUCGGAAAGUAUUUUGUAUUAAACCGCCAAAAGUAUUUUAUCCUCGCCAUCUUCUGCUGCACGAUUGGUGUCGUUUACAUCAUCAACGAUGGCACCUUCAGAAUAUCAUCGCCCGUGGAGACUACAUUCUUCUGGAUAGACCGGGUUCUAAACCAGCCUGCUCCGAUCAAGGUCGAGCCCAAACAGGCGUGUAUCCAUCCGCCGAUAAAGAUCGACGACCCUGUGAUGAUGUCGUACUACAAAAAACUUCCGCCGCCCGUGUGUGAAGGCGAGAACUGGGUCUACAUCGACAACGGUACCUUGAGGUUUUCUAAAUCAGUCUUGAAGAAGUACGGGAAUUUCACAUGUGAUUUUUAUAACCUGGUGAGGGUUCAUGAAAGACAAGUUACCUGGGGAAGCGCCUGGAGAAACAUCCCCGAGGGAUACCAGUUCCCGAAUGAUUUUUUCAAAGUCUCGUGUAAAGACAAAAACAACCACACCUACGAGGGCGUCCACGCCGGCGUCGCCUACACCCACGACCGCGCCAACAGACCGGAAGUGGAUUUAAGCGAAGGCCUGGGCGGGCUGAGUGUUGUCAUGUUCGGGUUCGACUCCAUGUCAAGACUGUCGUGGCUGCGGCGUCUGCCCAAGACGCGGGAGUACCUGGUCAGCCUGGGCGCCAUAGAGCUGCAGUCUCACAAUGUGGUGGGGGACGGGACGACGGCCGUGUUUCUGCCCCAGUUCACGGGCAAGUUUGAGUGGGAACUCCCGGAAAGCGAUCUUGAUGAGGAUGACGCCAUACCCAUGGAUAACUUCCCCUUUCUCUGGCACGAGUUUAAGAAAGCCGGGUACCUGACGUCAUGGGCGGAAGCUCUGUCCGGCACCUUCACCUGGCGGAUGCUGGGGUUCAACCAGCCGCCGACCGACUUCUUCACCCGCCCCUUCUUCUACGCGCUCAAGGCCGCCCGUGAGUACCUGGAUCCUUGUAUCGGCUCACAGAGAACCAUCGAGGUUUGGCUCAACUACUUCCGGGAUAUCUUCCUCAUGUACAGGAACAAGCGGAAGUUCCUGGUCCACUUCCUCUCCGAGAUGAGUCACGACGACAACAACAAAAUCACAAAGGUCGAUGAUGAGGUAAAAGACAGCAUAAAAUUCCUAUACGACGGUGGUUACCUUGACAACGCAAUGUUUAUUAUGUUAGGGGACCAUGGCGCCAGGUACGGGAAAAUCCGCUCUACCUGGCAAGGUAAAAUAGAAGAGAGGCUGCCCUACUUCUCCUUCCUGUUCCCCAAAUGGUUUGAAGAGAAAUACCCCGAAGCCAUUCAAAACCUGCGGACAAACGCACAUAGACUGACCACGCCUUUUGAUAUCCACGAGACGUUGAAAGAUUUUUUACGUUUGGAUGGGACGGGGGUGGGGAAUCUCUCCAACAGAGGGAUCAGUUUGUUUAAAGAGAUUCCAUUGGAGCGGACGUGCGAGCAUGCGCACAUAGCAUCUCAUUGGUGCGCAUGUCUAGCGUGGAAAAACAUGUCAUCUGAUGACCCGUAUGUGCAAAACGUCACCGAAUUCGCCGUGGCCUACAUCAACAACCUCACUUCCGGUUUCAGAGACGACUGCGCAGAGCUUAAGGUAGAGAACGUCACGGCGUCUUCCAUGCUGGAAAGUCGGAAAGCUCUUUUAACUCACGCAGAAUACAGCACCAGCGACAUGACCUUGUUCCAGUUGACCUUUUACACCACGCCGGGUCACGGUCAUUUCGAGGUCACGGUCACGCACAACAAAGUCACCAACGUCAUGACGACCAGCGAGAAAGAGAUUAGCCGUAUCAACAGGUACGGCAACGACGCGGCGUGUAUGUAUAGCAAGAACAAUCAGAUCAAACCGUAUUGUUAUUGUAAAAAUAAAUUGAAAUAG
Physella acuta is the source of this 1902-nucleotide messenger RNA. RefSeq lists its product as uncharacterized. Lineage: Eukaryota; Metazoa; Mollusca; Gastropoda; Physidae. The record is from RefSeq and is a predicted model, not a curated record.